Molecule: messenger RNA, 570 nt
Organism: Saprolegnia parasitica CBS 223.65
Lineage: Eukaryota; Oomycota; Saprolegniomycetes; Saprolegniales; Saprolegniaceae
Product: 50S ribosomal protein L35Ae
Exons: 2
Coding region: 85-420 (111 amino acids)
Biological process (GO): ribosomal large subunit biogenesis; cytoplasmic translation
Cellular component (GO): ribosome; cytosolic large ribosomal subunit
Molecular function (GO): structural constituent of ribosome
Source: RefSeq, a predicted model, not a curated record
ACCAGUCAAGUGGGCUCGCUUGGUUUUUGCCGUUGGCUCAAUCUCAGUAUCACUCACUCAAUUGAUUCAGCAGUAGAGAAUAAAAUGGUCGCUUCGGAAGCUCAGCCGACCCGCUUGUACGUUAAGGGUGUUUUCAUGGGCUACAUGCGUGGCUUCACCAACCAGCACGCCCACACGUCGCUCAUCCAGAUCCAGGGCCUCCAGGACCGCAAGGAUGUCGACUUCUACCUCGGCAAGCGCAUCGCGUACAUCUACAAGGCCAAGACCUUGAAGAACGACUCGAAGUUCCGCGUCAUCUGGGGCAAGGUCAUGCGCGCCCACGGCCAGAACGGCGUCGUCCGCGCCAAGUUCCGCAAGAACCUCCCCGCCGCCGCCAUGGGCAAGCAGGUCCGCGUCAUGCUCUACCCGUCGCGUGUCUAAACGGAUCAUCGCUGCGAUUGUUGGUCGAUUUUCUGCUCCGCAUGCGUAAUCGCCACGCCCUGGCGAGAACGUACGUGCCAGAACAAUUAAUAAAGAGUGGGUUCCGAAUUAAGUACUACUACCAUUGAACUGCUGCGACGAGUGUCUCCC